GCUCCAAAGGCCUUUAGGUCCAGGCUCCAAUAUUACCUAGGUACAUCUCUGGAGACACACAGGCAGGGGCAUAACUAUAAUAGGGCAAGGGGAGACAGUUGUCUGGGGGCCCAUUGCUUUGGGGACCCCCCAGAAGCAAGACACAUGACUGACUCCCCCAGCCGCGCACCCACCCGGGCUUCCUUCAGUUGUAUUCAUCCUCCAGAACUGAUGUGGGUGUUCAGACCUGGAGCUACCAGAACAGCAUGUCUUUCUCUGGUGCCAUUUAAUGACUUGCAUUGUCCACAAUUGCUCACCGCCCUCUGGCACUACUUCACACAUGUUUAUCAGGAGAAUCCAUCCUUGGACCUAACAGGUGUUGAAAUCGAGCCUCGGUGGCAUCGCAUUUCAGCCUAGGUGGCAUUUCAAGUCUAACCCAGUCCCUUUAAAAGUCAGAAGUUCCCAAGGAAUGGCGGGUGGAGAGGAAAGAGCAGCUCUCCAGUUACCCCGCCUGGCAUUGGAAAGUAAGGUGUUAUUCAAAAACACCGGCCAGCUCGCCCUUAUUUGCCACACCACACGCCCCCUUAGGUUUAGAGAGAGGCGGGCAGAAACGUCCCCACUUCAAAAAGGAAAGACAGGUUUCUGACCAAGUGGUAUUGGGGUGAUCUGUGCGUGCUCCGGGGUGAGGCGCUGGGGGUGGCUGCCUGCUUCCUUCCUGUCGGAUGUCCCCUGACGGAUGUGCUGCUCGGAGGGAGCUUCUCCUCCACGUGAAGGUGCGGCUGCCUGGCUGGCCCCUCUGCCUGCUCUUGGGGGCAGCUGCCGCCUUUCCAUUGACCUGCGGCUCUGGCUCCUCCUGGCACUCCCUGCGCCAUUUCUACCUGGGGGUUUCAGAGCCCAUCGAGGGUCUUCCCUGGUUCACUCAGGUGGGAUAUGUGGAUGACCAACUCAUCACUCGCUAUGACAGCAGCACAAGGAGGGACCAGCCUCAGGUCCCCUGGGUGGAGGAGGAGGAGGAUCCUCGGUUCUGGGAGUGGGAGACCCACCAUGCUCGGGAUGCUGAGUUCUUCUUCAAGCUGGCCCUGAUGAUCCUGCAGAGUCGCUACAACCAGCAUGGAGGGCUUCACACCUGGCAGUGCCUGCUUGGCUGUGAGAUGUGCAAAGAUGGUAAGCAGAAAGGAAGGUCUAUGCUGUGUGGCUAUGAUGGGAAGGACUUCAUCAGCCUGGAUGAGGGGGCCUUCACCUGGAAGGCAGCCAAUGAAGUGGCCCAGCUGACCAAGAGGAAGUGGGAGGCUGACCUAGCCAUUGUUGAAAUAUGGAAAGCAUAUCUGGAGGAGGAAUGCUUUGGAAGCCUUCAAAAAUACCUUGACCAUGGGAAGGUGGCUCUGCUGAGGAGAGAGCCCCCAGCAAUGAAGGUGACACGCCAGGUGGGCCCUGAUGGCCUUGAGAUCCUCACCUGCCGGGCCCAUGGCUUCUACCCCAAGGAGAUCGAUGCCACCUGGAGGAAAGACGGGGAGAUCUGGGAGCAGGAGACCUUCCGUGGGGAUAUAACUCCCAACUCAGAUGGGACCUACCACACCUGGCUCAGCAUUGAGAUUGACCCCAAGGAGAGGGAGCACUACCGGUGCCACGUGGAACAUGAUGGCCUUCUGGAACCACUGGACAUGGCCUGGGAGAAGCCUGGCUCAGUGCCCAUGGAGAUCAUUGUGGGUGCCGUACUCGGGGCCGUGGCUGCUGGUCUGCUGGUGGCUGGGAUUGUCUUUUACAUCAAGAAAAGUCAGCAAGAUGUUUCCAAAGCAGUCCGAGAACGACCAGCAUUGGCAGGAGAAAGGAGCCUUUUCAUCCCCUCACAUGUACACACUGAUGAUCUACCCAGCAUCUAUGAGGAGCCUUAUCACUCUCUGCAUAGGAGAGGCAUGUACAACAAGGUUGCAGAGGACACCCCACCUGCCUCCUAUUGUCGUCGUCUAGAUACUAUGCCCCUCCCCACCUGCCACUCUAGAUCUUGGCAAGAGGAAGCGGGACAGAGAAUCUUCUUCUUGCCAUUCUCCUCUCUUCGCCGCCGAUCAUACUCUCUUAUGUCCUACGCUCCUCCUGGAAUUGCAGGGCGAGGUAGAGGAGGACCGAGGUGCAAGACCAAGCUGCAGAUGAAGAGUGUUUCACUGUAACAUGGUCAAAUAAAAGCUGCCAGGGGGGACUGGCCAUGUGGGUUCAGAGGGCAGCAAAUUGGUGCAGGUAUUUUACAUUUACAAACAGUAUUUCUCCGUCUGGAAACACAGAGUGACUCAACUCCAGGAAUGCCUGCCUCUGGUUCCGCAGAGGGGCUGUCUUCUCCUUGCAGAGCAAAUGGGGACCUCCCCCAGUACUUCAGAAUCUUGCUCCAUUGGAUUGGCUGGAAAGGGCUCUCCCUGUAUUGCCCCUCCAGCUUGGGAAAAGUAGACUGUCUUCUGAUCUUACUGGUGGUGGAAAUAUUGGCUGACAUAUUGUGCAAGGAAGGAUAUGUUGGCCCACCCAGUAAUGUUGCAUGCCUGCAAGUUGUGCAAAUGUUAUACAAGAGUAAGCCCAUUGGAAAUGAGCUUACUCUUGUGUAACAUUUGCAUAUUUUUGCAUAAAUGUAACAAUUUGUAUACAUAACAUUACUGGGUUGACAUACCCUGGCAUCAGAGAAGGGAUUUUUCUCAAAGAUGACUUAGAAAAAAGAUGACUGCAGGGAGACAUGAUAGAGGUCUAUAAAAUCAUGCAUGGUGUGAAGAAAGUGGAUAAAGAGAAAUAUUUUUCCCUCUUACAUAACACUAGAACUAGGGGUGACCCCAUGAAAUUGAUUGCCAAGAAAUUUAGGACCAACCAAGGGAAGUACUUUUUCACCCAAUGCAUAAUCAACUUGUGGAAUUCUCUGCCACAAGAUGUGGUGACAGCCAACAAUCUGGAUGGCUUUAAGAAGAGUUUGGAUAACUUCAUGAAGGAGAGGUCUAUCAACAGCUACUAGUUGGAGGGCUAUAGGCCACAUCCCGCCUCAGAGGCAGGAUGCCUCUGAAUAGCAGUUUCAGGGGAGUAACGGCAGGGGAGAGGGCAUGCCCUCAGCUCCUGCCUGUGGCUUCCAGUGGCAUCUUGUGGGCCACUGUGUGAAACGGGAUGCUGGACUAGAUGGGCUUUGGGCCUGAUCCAGCAGGGCUUUUCUUAAAUAGCAACUGAGCCAGCAGGCAUGGAAGGGACUCAGUUACACAGCUCUCUUGGUGUUGCCCUGAAAAGGGAUGAACUUAAGCCUAAGGAGGGAAAUGAUAGAUUGAUAGUCUCUCUCAGAUUUCUUCAAUCCUAAACCACGGAUUCAGCCUGCAUCGCUCCUUGUCAUUUUCACUGCUGCUAUGUGCGUGGGGGGAGGGGUGAGCCAAGCAAUCUAAAACACAACAAAUAUAAAACUGUAACAACAAUUUCACAUAGUAAAAGCAGUUUAAAAAACCCCAGGAUAAAAACAACUAAACAGUUUAAAAUUAAUUGUAUUUACAACUUCAAAGAACUGUUAAAAGUCACCCCUUUGCCCCGUAUCUGCCCCAAAGACAUGCCAACUUCAAAAAUCACCCUUUUGCCCAAUCAUUCUGAAAUCUGGGUGGUAGUGCCCCAAUAGCUGGGCAAAGGGGUGAUUUUUAAAUGAUUUUUGAAGUUGGCAUGUCUUUGGGGCAGAGAUGGGGUUUCAGGGGCAGAAGAAUGGCCCAGAUGGUAGUGCCCCAAUGGGUGCCUGCUACCAUCCAGAUUUCAAAGAAAUUGGUGGAAGGGGUGAUUUUUAAAGAAUUUCUGAAGUUUGCGCAUCUUUAAGCUUUUCCCCAUAGGGAAUAAUGGGGAUUUCAGCAGCCCCAUAACUCCACUUGGGGGGCAUCAGGGUGGCCCAGAGCAAGGUGUGGUGUAGUGCACAUAGGGUGCCAACCCACCCCCCAAACCACAAGCCCAUGGGGCACUGGGUUUUGCUUUUUUCAGUGUCUGAGGUGUUAGAUUCUCUGGUAGGAAAUGACUGAGAGUGGACUUCCCUAGUUAUAACCAGCACUUUGCAUUUUGCCUGGAAACUUAUUGGCAGCCAGUGAAGCUCCUUUAAUAUAGGAGUGAUAUGGUCUCUUCAAGAUGAUCCAGAGACCAACCUGACUGCUUUACCAAUUGCAGUUUCCGGACUACAUACAAAGGCAGCCCCACAUAGAGCAUUGGGGCACUACCACCCGACCCACUGUGGCACUCCUAGGAGGCACCCAGAGGCAGAAAUGGGCACUGUUUGUCCCCAUUAUCCCAUAGGGUGGAUGCAGCACACAUCAGCAACAGCAGCAGAGCUUUGCAAAGAACAAGGUUUCCAAAGGUCACACACACACCACAUCCACUGUGUCCCACCAUCCCCCUCAACAGAAAUUAUUAUUUUAUUAUUAUUUUUAAUUAUUAUUUUGAUUUCUAUAUCGCCCUUCCAAAAAUGGCUCAGGGCAGUUUACAAAGAGAAACAAUAAAUAAAUAAGAUGGCUCCCUGUCCCCAAAGGGCUCACAUUCUAAAAUGAACAUAAGACACACACCAGCAACAGUCACUGGAGGUACUGUGCUGGGGGUGGAUAGGGCCAGUUACUCUCCCCCUGCUAAAUAAAGAGAAUCACCCCAUUAAAAGGUGCCUCUUUGCCAAGUUAGCAGGGGUUGCAAUUGAUCUACACACAACAGUGUGAAACAACAAUGAAAUGCACUGACCCACAUGCCCCUUCCCAAUGCAGGAUAACAGCAGCAGCCAGAAACCAGCGAGUAAGUGUGAUAUCGCAGAUGCAGCCGAUUAGGGCCAACAACGUCAAAUGCCCUCCCUCCCCCAAGCAUUUCAUCAACAAGCAACUGACACAGCUACAUCUGGGGCACCCGGCCAUAAAUGGGUUAAGUAAGGAUGCAAAACAUUCUGCCAGUGGUACAGUGAGGUUGGGCCCUCCUCUCACCUACACAAGUAGAAGAGUGAUAAUAUCAACAACGGCACACAAUUUUUGGUGCAUUUUUUUUGACAUUUCUGCAACGGAUCAGAGCCUGUGGCACCAGCACAACCGAUUGUAGAUGCAAGCAAUCUAGUUUGAAUAAAAAUGAUGACGAUUCUAGAAGUCACAAUAUGACCCAAUCUUCAUUGCAAAGAAGUCCACAGAGAGAGAGAGAGAGAGAGAACCUGUCCUGUGCCCAUCCAUGAGGUCCCCCAAAUACACAGGCACAACAAAAAACCAAACCAAGGCAUUUGAAUUGCAUAAUAUUGAGUAUUUAAGAGAAUGUCUUCUUCACUAUGAGCCCCAUCGCCCAUUGAGAUCAUCCGGAGAGGUCCACCAGCUUGUCUGGUGGCUACAUGGGGACGGGCCUUCUCUGUUGCUGCCCCAAGACUUUGGAAUGCGCUCCUUGCUGAAAUAAGAGCCUCCCCAUCAGUGACAACUUUUUAAAAUACAUAAAGACUUAUUCCUUCAACCGUGGUUUUUAAUCUAACUGUGUGGUUUUUAAUUGUUUUAGGGUUUUUAUCUUCUGUAUUUUAACUUGUUUCAUGUUGCUGUCAACUGCCAAGAAUUAAAAGUUUCGGGUGGUAUAGAAGUAUGAUAGAUACUUUAUUCUAUCUAUCUAUCUAUCUAUCUAUCUAUCUAUCUAUCUAUCUAUCUAUCUAUCUAAUACAAUUCGUGCUUGUCUUCUGUUAUCAUUCUGCCUCAAGCAAGCACAACAUUAUCUAUGUGUACAAAUGGCAACAAAUUAAAAAUGAGGUCUAUUGGGAAAGGUUCUGUCAGGGGAAGGAGAGGAAGAGGGCCAGUCUUCUUGCAGAGCAAACAGAGACAUCCCCUACUACUUCAGAAUCUUACUCCGUGGAAUUGGCUGGAAAGGGCUCUCCUUGUAGCAAAAUAUAUUGACCUUCAGCUUGGGAAAAGUAGACCAUCUUCUGAUCUUACUGGUGGUGAAAAUAUUGGCUGACAUAUUGCACAAGGAAGGAUUUGUUAGCCCAGUAAUGUUGCAUGCUUGCACAUUGCGCAAAUGUUAUACAAGAGUAAACCCUUUGGAAAUGAGCUUGUGUAACAUUUGCCUAUUUUUGCAUUUGUACAAUUUGUGUAUACAUAACAUUCAGGCGCGGAGCAGGACCACCGGCGGCCUGUGUGUGGCGGCUGCUGUGGCCCCGCUGACUCCGCCCCCGCGUCUGACAUCAUACGCGGGGGCUAGCCACACCCCCGCACCUGACAUCAGAUGUGGGGGUGUGGUCUAGCUGAACGGAGCCUUGAGGCUCCGUUCGGACUGGGAGGGGAGAGAGUUGCCCUUUAAUGGCCAAAGGGGCCGCAUGGCCCCUUUGGCAGUUAAACGAAGGCUGGUGCUGCUUUUGCAGCGCAGCCCAGGAGCGGCUCUUCCCUGUGUGGCCCCUUCAGGAGCUACAGUGCGCAACCAGAAGCAGAUCUUCCCUGCUUUUGUUUAGCUCCUGAAGGGGCCACGCGGCCCCUGCUCGGGAGCUAAACUAGCCUCCCUGCGUCUGACGUCAGAUGCAGGGUGUGUGUGUCGGGGCUGCGUCUUGCGGCCCCUGAUUGGUCGGCAGUCCGGGUUCUUUGAACCCGUUGGCGCAAUGGUGGCUCCACCCCUGAUAACAUUACUGGGGUGACAUACCCUGGCAUCAGAGAAGAGAUUUUAUUUCAAAGAUGAGAUUUUAUAAGUUUGAAAGCAUUUUAGAAGUAUUUAUUGAGCUUUCUUUCUUUCUUUCUUUCUUUCUUUCUUUCUUUCUUUCUUUCUUUCUUUCUUUCUUUCACUUCCUCCAAGGAGAUCAGAGCAGUGUACAUGGUUAUUUUUUAUUACUAUUAUGAAUUUAUAUAUACUGCUUUUCAAUAAAAAAGUUUCCCAUAUACAAAGAAAUAUGAUAGUUCCCUGUCCCAGAAUAGGGAUGUACACAAAACCAGCUUGGCCCGUUUGGUUCAAAUUCAAACCAGAUUCAAACCAGGGUGGGUAGGUUUGGUUUUUGUUUUGCUUGAACCCCCUGGUUGCUUGAAACACUCCCCCCCUUUCAGUUUGAAUUUGAACCCCAUUCAAACCGGUUCGAAAAGAUUCUACACGGUAUAAUGGGGACUCAAACCGGCCCAUUAUUAUGUAGAGCACCUAGGAGCACAAAACUGGGGUGAGUGGUUGGCACCCAGGGCUGCCAACCACCCACCAAACCCCACAGCUCUUUUAUUGUUAUCUGUAAAGUAAUUAAAAUACAAAACACUAGCCUACACCCAUCCUACCCAGGGUGUUGAAAAAAGGUUCUAUAAACAUUUAAGUGUGUAUUAAGACAACCUAUUUUUAUAAUCUUACGAAGUAUUCUUAAUUGUAUCUAAAAGCUGAGAAAGCCUCGGAUGGAAGCAGUCUGUAGUAAUUGAAUAAAACUGUUUUUUAGCUCUUUUCUUUUUACAAGCCUCUCCGAGUUGGUUUUUAACUUAGGAAAGGUGGGGGGCAAAGGGGGAUUAUUCUGGUGCAAACAUGUCCUCGGGGGCUCAGCAUCUAUCAGCUUUCUCACCACAUGUAGGCUUGCACAUGGAAGAUUUUUGUACUUAUCUAACAGCAAAAUAAAGAGAAUUUUUCCUGGGAUUCUACCCUAAGCCCAGGGAACUUCAAGCUCUGUCAGUCAGAGGGGUGGUGGCGGUAGGCUUUUGAACCUACCGAUAAUACAUAAGAGUUUUAGGAGAAGCCUAGCCAGGCAGCUCCACAGGGAUGAUCCAGCAUUUCUUUCCCUCAUGUGAGCUUGCUCUGAGGCAAAGGCUUUAAUCUGCUACAACUCUGAUUUUGAAAGAACUGCACUGGCUACCAAUAUAUUCCUGAAUGACAUACAAAGUGCUGGUUAUUACCUAUAAAGCUCUCCAUGGAAUGGGUCCAGGGUAUUUAAGAGAAUGCCUUCUUUAUCAUGAACACUGUUGGCUAUUAAGGUCACCUGGAGAGGUCCAGUUAUGGUUGCCACCAUUUCAUUUGGUGGUGACUCAGGACCGGGCCUUCUCUGUGGUUGCCCCGGGGCUUUGGAAUAUGCUCCCUGUUGAAAUAAGAGCAUCUCCUUCUUUGUUUCGUUUUAGAAAGACCCUCAAGGUGUACCUGUUUUCUCAGGCUUUUAACUGAAAAAUGUAAACUAUUUAAUGUGUUUUUAACUUGAGAUGGUGUUUUUAUUUGUUUUGUGAAUUUUAAUUUUUACAUUUGUUGUGUUUUAACUUGUACCCCCCUAGACAUGCAUUUAUAAAUAUGCGUUUAUCAGGUGGUAUAGAAAGAUGAUAAAUAAAUAAUUAAAACAAA
This is a messenger RNA of Hemicordylus capensis (graceful crag lizard), 8229 nucleotides long. Its product is annotated as major histocompatibility complex class I-related gene protein-like. Bases 702 to 2144 code for a protein of 480 amino acids. Gene Ontology annotation, cellular component: external side of plasma membrane. The record is from RefSeq and is a predicted model, not a curated record. Gene Ontology annotation, biological process: immune response. The transcript has 6 exons. Lineage: Eukaryota; Metazoa; Chordata; Lepidosauria; Squamata; Cordylidae.